Messenger RNA from Coregonus sp. 'balchen', 2909 nucleotides. NCBI's taxonomy places the organism in Eukaryota, Metazoa, Chordata, Actinopteri, Salmoniformes, Salmonidae. The record is from the annotation of a GenBank genome assembly.
AUGUCAGGAGUAAGUGCGGUGAGCUCGGCGUUGCCUGCAGCUACAACCCGUACCACCUCAUUCAAGGGCUCCUGCCCCAGCUCGAAGUAUGUGAAGCUGAACGUGGGUGGGGCGCUCUACUACACCACCAUGCAGACCCUCACCAAGCAGGACACCAUGCUCAAGGCCAUGUUCAGCGGUAGGAUGGAGGUCCUCACAGACAGCGAAGGUAUUGAUGAUGACAUGGGUUGACUGCACCCAGAGUUUCCCAAACCUUUGUCCACUGCGAAGUCUUGACGCUCCAUGUUUCUUCAUGCUGCAUAGGAUACGAUUCUCCCAUUUGUACAGGCUAGCUGCCCUUGCAUGCCUCCCAUCAUGUCUUCUGAGAUGGCGAGAUAUGAAGAUACACACACACACAGUCUACUAUCUCCACUAUGUUGUCUCUGCCACUUCUCAAUGUAAUGAGCCCUGUCCUCUGCUGCAGGCUGGAUCCUUAUUGACAGGUGUGGGAAGCACUUUGGGACCAUUCUGAACUACCUGCGUGACAGUGCUGUACCUCUGCCUGAGAUCCGGAGAGAGGUGGAAGAGCUCCUGGCAGAGGCCAAGUACUACCUGGUGCAGGGGCUAGCUGACGAGUGCCAUGCUGCCUUACAGGUAUUGUGUAUCACCUUAACACACGGUAAACACUAACCUGUAUCUUGGUGUCUCUCCUCUGUGUGUGUGCUGGUGUGGCCCAUCAUGCCUCCAUUGAAUUAUUUUUGUCCUGUUUUCCUCCAUGCGUUCAGAACAAAGACAUGUAUGAGCCCUUCUGUAAAGUGCCCUUGGUCACUUCCUCAAAGGAAGAACAGAGACUCAUCUCUACCUCCAACAAGGUAAAAAAAUAUUUCACAAUUUACAUGUAUGAUUAGACAGAAAUGUCAUAGGGUUGUAUUUUGUUUGUUUCUCAACACUGACUACCUCUGUGCCUUUUCAUUUUGUAUUACAGCCCACAGUCAAGCUGUUAUACAACAGGAGCAACAACAAGUACUCUUACACAAGGUAAGCUAAACACUACAUAUGAUUGUGGGAAAAUACUUAUAAUGAGCACAUCACUGUAUUUCUUAAAUGUACUGUAUGUGUGAAGGGGAUUGUAUCAUGGAUAAUUAUAAUUUAACUUGUUUAGCGCUUUUCAUUACAGAAAAUAAUCUCAAAGUGCAUAAAAAUUCAAACAAACAAAUUUAAGUUGAGAUGGAGAUUGAAUGUCUCUAUUUGGCUUCUGAUGAAAGGCUGGGAGUUGAGGCAGUUUGGAUUGGAAAGGCGGUGUAGUUUCAGCGGAGGGGGCAUCGAUGGUACAGCAAGAGAGAAACAAAGACAGUCUGACAAACAGGCACAGAGCUCUUCAUCAGUGCACCACAUUUGCUUCUCCGACAGUCAGUUCCUCCAUAGGACCCGCUCCUCUGUAGGUACUGGUCCUCCAUUGCCAAACAUGUAACACCCACCCGCGUGAUGCCACGGCUGCUGAAAAGAUCACGAAAAGCCACCACAUCUUGGCAGUCCCUGAGCCUCUUCUGCCAUCUCUAGACCACAGCAUGCAGUACUUGUUGUAAUUCUUCCCUACAGAUGAUACAAUAAAGCCAGGACCGCAUUAUUUGAAUCCAAACAGCCAGCUAGCUAGCUAUAAGCCAAGAUAUACUUUUCAUCCCAAUUCUGCAACUCUGAGUCAAGACCACGAGAUGUAAGUGAUCAACCCCCAGAGCAGUCGUGUAUAGCAAUUUGAACCGAUUGACAACUAGACAUUAACAUCUGGUGUCAUUACCUUUUCACAGCAACUCCGAUGACAACAUGCUGAAAAACAUUGAGCUGUUUGACAAGCUCUCUCUGCGGUUCAACGGCCGUGUGCUCUUCAUCAAGGACGUGAUCGGGGAUGAGAUCUGCUGCUGGUCAUUCUAUGGGCAGGGCCGUAAGAUCGCUGAGGUGUGCUGCACCUCCAUAGUCUACGCCACAGAGAAGAAGCAAACCAAGGUAUCCAGUUUCCCACAGCAAGAGCACACUUGUAUGAUAUGAAUGUUUCUUGCUCUGACCAAAGCAUAGACUAGUCUCCUAUCAGUGAGUUAUCUGUCAGUGAGUAGUCUUGUCUUUGUACCUAGAGCAGUGUUCUAAGCAGUAUCGUCUUUCCUCAGGUGGAGUUCCCAGAGGCUCGAAUCUAUGAGGAGACACUCAACAUCCUGCUGUAUGAGUCUCAGGACGGGCGUGGUCCAGACAACGCUCUACUGGAGGCUACAGGGGGCGCUGCAGGCCGAUCCCACCACCUGGACGAGGACGAGGAACGGGAACUCAUCGAGAGGGUGCGCCGCAUUCACAUCAAACGCCCUGAUGACCGCACCCACCACCACCAGUAACUAUAAGAGCCAACCAACAUUAUCAGUAUCCGCAGUGACUAUUACCCAUCACUGACAGAACAUGUGCGAUCACACUAUACCCACAGGUAAUCUCACAUCCUUGACAUUGACAACAAGUGACCUCUGUGCUUCUGCACCACAGACACUUGUGAACUCCACUCAUGAGUAGAGCAUUAUUUGGGUGUUACAGUUUGUGCUGCUGUCCCAAAUGGUCGUAUCAGUGUUUUCUAAACCCUCCAUAAGAGCUGUUCUUUUUAUCAGUGGUCAAAGAAGACUUAUUUGACCCCCUGUAUUUCCAUAUGUUUUGUAUGUCUCGUCUUUGUAUGAAUGUAGACGUUACGUGUCCAGUAGAAGAUCUUGUGCCUUAAGUCUGUGGGUUUAAGUGCAGCUUACAAUCUGAUUUACUUUAUUGUGUCACUACAACAUUGCUUGGAAGUUCAUGUAUUGUCACAGGGUAGCAAGUUCAGGUCAAUUGUAUUUCAGUGAUUAUACUAAUACACUGUAACAAUACCUUUAACUACCACCGCAGUUUUAGAGAAAUGUUUUAUGAGA